Messenger RNA from Nycticebus coucang (slow loris), 1013 nucleotides. It is a transcript of the gene TNFRSF12A, whose product is annotated as TNF receptor superfamily member 12A. NCBI's taxonomy places the organism in Eukaryota, Metazoa, Chordata, Mammalia, Primates, Lorisidae. Gene Ontology annotation, biological process: positive regulation of apoptotic process. Gene Ontology annotation, cellular component: plasma membrane. The record is from RefSeq and is a predicted model, not a curated record. The transcript is spliced from 4 exons. The coding region runs from base 66 to 455 and encodes 129 amino acids. Gene Ontology annotation, molecular function: protein binding.
CUGCUUUGAGUUCUCGCCGGCCGGCGGCAGCAGCAGCAGACGGCUGCGGCCGCGGGACGCUUACCAUGGCUUGCGGCUCUAUGCGACCGAAGUUGCGGAUCCUUGUGCUGGGGCUAGGGCUGGCACUGCUGUGCGCAGCGGCCGGGGAGCAAGCGCCAGACACCACCCCCUGCUCUAGCGGCAGCUCCUGGAGCGCGGACCUCGACAAGUGCAUGGAUUGUGCGUCGUGCCCGGCGCGACCACACAGCGAUUUCUGCCUGGGCUGCGCUGCCGCACCUCCUGCCCCCUUCCGGCUACUUUGGCCCAUCAUAGGGGGUGCCCUGAGCCUGGCCCUGGUGCUGGGGCUGCUUUCUGGCUUCCUGGUCUGGAGACGGUGCCGCAGGAGAGAGAAGUUCACCACCCCCAUAGAGGAGACCGGCGGAGAGGGCUGUCCAGCCGUGGCCUUGAUCCAGUGACAGUGAGCGCCCCCUGACAAUUGGGGCGUCACCCAUUCAUUCAUUGUAGAGUCAGCCCAUGCCUCCCAGACACAGAGCCAAGCUCCUCCAACCACAGGGUGGAGGGGGGCUGGGGUUGGGGUGAGUGAAUCACCUCUGAAGCCUGGGCCCAGGGUUCAGGGGAGCCUUCCAAGAUGUCUGAUUGCCCUGUCUCUGGCUCCAGGACAGAAAAGAAGCCUCAUGCUGGCUUACACUGAACAGGCUGACACUGUUUAAGGAGCUGCACCAUUUGCACAAGGGGAUAUCUCCUUCCCUGAUGGCCUGGGGGCCAGGCUGACUUGAGGGACAAACACAACCCUAGGCCCCACUCAGAUGUACUGAAAUUCCACCAGGGGUUUCUCAGCUCUGGGAGGGGGUCAGGUUAGGGACCUGUUUUAACACUAGGGGGCUGGCCCUCUAGGAGGGCUGGCCCUAAGAUUCAGACCCCUCUAAUCCAGAAGGGGGAAGAAGUAAUUUAUUUGGGGGAGAAAUUUUGGAAGGGAGGGAGAAUUUAUUAAUAAAGAAAUCUUUAACUUUAAA